AGACAGGGGCUGGAUGCGAUGGGAGGGAAAGGUCUAUAAAUGCAGUUUAGGAGAGCAAAGCUGCACCCAUCUCAAACCUAGUCCGACCAAGAAUUAGUGUUCCUCGCUUCCAUCAUUUUAUUAGCUCUGCUGGAAUCUCACCAUGGAAAUUCCCAUCCAAUACCCCUGGUACCGCCGGGCCUUCCCAAGCCGCUUCUCUGACCUCUCCUUGGCAGAACCUCUCACUGACUGGCCAAUGAUGUGGCCCUUCUCCUGGUCCUUCCCAUGGAUACGCCCUUCCUUCAUGCGCUGGUUCAACUGGCCUGAGAAUGGACACAGUGAGAUGCGCAUGGAAAAGGAUCGUUAUGUUAUUUAUCUGGAUGUGAAGCAUUUCUGCCCUGAUGAGCUGUCUGUCAAUGUUAGUGAUGAUUUCAUCACAGUACACGCCAAACACGAGGACAGACAGGACGAUCACGGCUAUGUGUCAAGAGAAUUUCUGAGGAAGUACAGACUUCCAUCUGGCGUGUCAGUGGCUGACGUCACCUCCAGUCUGUCUGUUGAUGGUGUGCUAACAAUCAUGGCACCUCGAUCAUCUCCUGGACCAGAGCGCCCUAUUCCUAUUUCCUGUGAUGAUGGAGCACAGAAACAGAAAAUGUAGAGGAGAAUCUGACAGCCCUGACACUACUUUACUACUAACCACAACUGCUACCUGUUUUUAUAUUUAACCUGUUAUAGUUGUGUUGGCAUUUGAGUACAGAGACAGGUCAGGCCUCCAUGUCUGACAGUGCAAAUGUCUUCUAAUAGCCCAGCUAACUCCUAGCUUGCAAUUAUUUUUGGUGUCUCAGCUAAACCGUGGUGCUUUACAGCCACUGGCUAAAACACUGAACCUAUUUAAAAGAGUCUUUGACAGUGCAUGUGAGUUUAAUACAGACACACUGACAUGAUUUGCAAGAUAUAGAGCACAUGAGAAUCAAUCUAACAGAUCUACCUUCAGUUCUACCAACAUAUCCACACAUUUAGCCAUUUUUGCCUAACACAUCACUUCCUUUCAUCAAGAGUUUGAAUGUUAAACCAUGUGCCCCACCUCUAUGCUUUAAAGAUUAUAAUGUAAGCAUUUAAGUGACAAAACAGGCUUUCAGCUCUUCUGAGAGAACAGAAAAAAAUGCAGGCUGCUUCUGAAAAUUCUUCUGUUAUGAGAAUAAAGCAGUCAAACAGAACUGUAUCUACAGUGCACAGCACUGAAUGAGUAGGUAGGUAUGAGUAAAGAUGUCAACUGUGCUCGUUUUCCUCAGUGAGAACAGCAAUAGUUUCUGUAUGUUUGAAGAGAAGGUUAUAUAGAGGCAUUUACAAUCAUUUUUAAUGUAUUUGUUUAAAAAAGGCCACAGAAGGACUUGGGACCAGGUGCUCUGUUGUGAGGAUGAAUGAGCAGGAGGAGAAACGUGGAUAAAAUGGAUGAGCACAGAAAAUGAUGUUUUGAGGUAGCUCCUUUUUAAGUGGGGAUCACAACCUCUGAGCUGCUAAGGAUAGUGUGUAUUAAUGUACUGUAAGUAACAGUGAGUGCAUUUGUACUUGUAGAUGCAAGAAUUACAGCCCUAUCACAUUGUCAACAACCCUCUGAUAUAUUAACACAAAAAACAAUAAAUAGAAUAAAUGUUGAAAA
Melanotaenia boesemani (Boeseman's rainbowfish) is the source of this 1639-nucleotide messenger RNA. RefSeq names its product crystallin, alpha B, b (gene cryabb). Gene Ontology annotation, molecular function: protein folding chaperone. Gene Ontology annotation, biological process: protein refolding; response to heat. Bases 143 to 637 code for a protein of 164 amino acids. Lineage: Eukaryota; Metazoa; Chordata; Actinopteri; Atheriniformes; Melanotaeniidae. The transcript is spliced from 3 exons. The record is from RefSeq and is a predicted model, not a curated record.